Zasmidium cellare ATCC 36951 is the source of this 765-nucleotide messenger RNA. RefSeq lists its product as uncharacterized. The record is from RefSeq and is a predicted model, not a curated record. NCBI's taxonomy places the organism in Eukaryota, Fungi, Ascomycota, Dothideomycetes, Mycosphaerellales, Mycosphaerellaceae. The coding region runs from base 1 to 765 and encodes 254 amino acids. The transcript has a single exon.
AUGACUGAACCGCAAGACUUGCCGUCAAGCGUGUCAGUGGGAUGCGGAGAAGAAGAUGGAAAUGGAGGACGUGAGGAGACCGCAAACGAAGGCGGCACAGCUGCAGGCACUGAAGCGGACAACGACCACGACGACGAUGAAGCGAGUGAGGAUGAAGAGCCUACCGACGAGGAAGAAGAGGACGCGGACAAUGACGCAGAAGGACAGCCUGAAUCGGCUUUCACGGAUUCCUCACCAGAUGAAUCAUCCCCCGCACCACCAGAUGAGCAGGUCUUCGACAAGCAAGGAAGUCAAGGAUCUCCAAAGUUCAAGCAGGCCGCACUGGCGGGCGCCUUCGUGAAAGCACCAGACAACCCACCGGACUCUGAUGACGACAGCAGCGAGGGCGAGGACCAAGACGAACAGUCAGAUGAGGACGAGGUGGAUGAAACACCAACGAGGGGGCCCGCAGGCGAACAGCGUGACGGCGGCGGAAGUUCCUAUGAGGGCGCCGGUGCAGACGGAGACGAUGACGAGCAGGAUGAAAUGGAGGAGGAAGAAGACGAGGACGUCGGUGAGGAUGUCGACGAGGAGAGCGAUGAAGAUGUCGAUGAGGAUGUCGACGAAGGAAUCGAUGAGGAGGACACCGACGAGGAGGACGUCGACGAGGAGGAUGUCGAGACACCAUCGAAUGCGAACACAGGUCAUUCGGUUGAAGGCCACGGCCACGUUGGCGAGGAGACGGGCUCUGGUGGAGACGGUGACCACGAGGAGGAGAAGUCUUGA